This is a messenger RNA of Selaginella moellendorffii, 1137 nucleotides long. RefSeq names its product syntaxin-125. The record is from RefSeq and is a predicted model, not a curated record. Gene Ontology annotation, molecular function: SNARE binding; SNAP receptor activity. Gene Ontology annotation, biological process: intracellular protein transport; vesicle fusion; exocytosis. Gene Ontology annotation, cellular component: endomembrane system; plasma membrane; SNARE complex. Lineage: Eukaryota; Viridiplantae; Streptophyta; Lycopodiopsida; Selaginellales; Selaginellaceae. The transcript has 2 exons. Bases 79 to 1014 code for a protein of 311 amino acids.
GCUUUCAAAAGCUAGGGCUCGCGGAAGUGAGGGCGGCGCGUCAAGAGGUGAGCAAGAUUUCGGCGAUCUCUCCCCAAGAUGAACGAUCUGCUGAGGUCUAGCCUCAGAUCCAGCCAGAGCUACCUGGAUCUCAAGCGCGAUGUGCUGAGGGAUCUGGAGGUAGGGCCAGAGAUGGAGCUAGGGUCGCUGGAGACGGAGAAGAACCUGGAGCAUUUUUUCGACGAGGUCGAGCAGAUCAACAUCGGGAUGGAGAAGAUCCAGCAGCUCCUGUCCAAGCUCCAGGACGCGAACGAGGAGAGCCGAGGAAUCUACAAGGCGCUGGCGAUGAAGGCGAUCCGGGACAGGAUGGACAAGGACGUGUUGGAGGUGCUGCGGCUGGCGAAAUCCAUCAAGGACCGGCUCGAGGAGCUGGACAAGGCCAACAUUGUCAACAGGAAGAUCCCUGGCUGCGAGCAAGGCACCCCGGCAGAUCGCACAAGGAUGUCCAUCACCAUGAGCAUGAGGAUGAAGCUCAAGGAUCUCAUGGGCGAUUUUCAAGCUCUCCGCCAGAAAAUGAUGGGUGAGUACCGCGAGACCGUGGAGAGGAGGUACUUCACAGUGACUGGGCACCAGGCCGACGAGGAGACGAUCGAGAAGAUCAUCGAGACCGGGGAAAGUGAGGUGUUCGUCCAGAGGGCGAUCCAGGAUCAGGGUCGCGGCCAGGUGCUGGAAACCAUUCGGGAGAUCCAGGAGAGGCACGAUGCUGUCAAGGAGAUCGAGAAGAACUUGCUGGAGCUCCACCAGAUCUUUCUCGACAUGGCUGUGCUGGUGGAAGCUCAGGGGGAGCAACUCAACGAUAUUGAGAGGCAUAUGAGCAUGGCUGCCAACUACGUGGACAAGGGGAACUCGCAGCUCCACUACGCCAAGCAGCACCAGAGGAGCUCCCGGAAGUGCACGCUCAUUGCGAUCAUCCUGCUGCUGGUGGUGCUCAUGGUUGUGGUCAUCCCGGUUGUGACCAGCUUCAAGAGUGCUUGAGCGACCUUUACAGACAUCACCACUGCUACCAUCGAGGGGUUUCUAGAGAAGUCACCAACGACUAUGUUGCUACCUAGCUACGAGCUUGUUGAAUAAACAGAGCGCCCGAUUUGGUUCUUUUCA